Cylindrotheca closterium is the source of this 2308-nucleotide messenger RNA. NCBI's taxonomy places the organism in Eukaryota, Bacillariophyta, Bacillariophyceae, Bacillariales, Bacillariaceae. The record is from the annotation of a GenBank genome assembly.
AUGACCUCACUAGACUUUAUAUCUAUUUUACCCCCUCUAUUGUGCGGCAACACUUCUUUUGGUGGCCAAGUUGUCAUGCGAUCUCUUGUGGGUGGUCGAGAUUACCAUGAUGAAUUCCAGUUGAAUCGAGCCCCGGCUCUACACGGACAACUGUCCCAAAGUUCAACUGUGGCUCUCGUGGUGGCUUUGACCCCAUCUCCCGUGCCACUGGCCACGCCCGCUUUGCCACAUUCCAGAUCACUGCCUGUGACACAGGAGGCACCACCACCUACAAGGUACCCAACAGUGUCGCCAGCUAGUGAAGAGCUUGUUGUCUCCGAUUACAGGUACCAGUUCUUUGGGACUUCUGACUCCACAACAAUAAUGACAUCGCAUGAAAUGAUGGCCAGGGCCCAAGCCACGUUUCCUCCGAAGUUGUCUCUGGCCCUGAAUUCGCCCCAUGAUCUGCGUCCUUUCUUUGAAGCUUUCCCAAAAGCCCAACUGCUCUGGAUCCUUCUUUGCGAGCACGAGUUUGUGAAUUUCCGUCCACUCCAAGAACCUUUGCCACAAGACAAAGACCUACCUGCUGCUGCUGUAUUGAACCGAUGGAGCCGCAUGUUUACAGCCUGCCUCCUUCAUUACGACCUUGACAUACCUUCCGCUGUCCGAUUUGUUGGAGGUAUCCACACUGGAGUCCACCAAAACUGGUCCACACUGGAACCUUUGUUGUACCGCGCUUCCGUUGAUGAAAAGGUGAUUGUUGAAUUACAACGGACUUUCCUUUUGGGAGCUCCUAAGGUCUGUAACGCCGAAUCCACUGAUGAGAACUUCCAUGACUACCUUGGUUAUGGAGAUCAUUCAACAGUGCUCCAAGAUAUUAUUAAGACAAAAUCAACUGUGGAGAAAGACUUCAUGCGAUCAUACACCCUUGUGGCCAAUCCAUUGCUGUCUUUUUUCUUGCGCCAUUGUCAUUUCACCCCAAUUGGAAUGGUUGACUUGAACAAGCCAUACAAGAGCCCCUCUCUGAUCUUUGAUUCCACUUUUCAUGUGAAGUAUACUUCCAUGGCCAUCAACGAUUGGACAACCAAGAAGACCGAACCACCACUCACGUUCGCCGAAACCUUCGACCGUUUCUUGGUCAGUAUCUACAACGGCCGGAUUUCUUCUCCAGACCAAGAGAUAUACCUUGGGGAUGAUGAUGUGUCUGGAGCCUUUCGUCAUGUGAAAUGGCACCCACAAAUGGUCGGGAUGCAUUGCUACCGUAUCUUUGGCCAUGUUUUCUUUUCUACUGGACUGACCUUUGGAGACAAUACCUGUCCUCCAAAUUGGGACACUGUCGCAUGUGCCCGGAAACAACUUGCCCAAUACUUUUGGAACCAACCUGAUACCAUCACAGCGGUGUCCGGACUCAUCCCCACCGAGAUCAAGACUACUCCACUUCCGUCACCGUCGGAGAUUCGAGAUUUCACCCCAGCUGAACCCAAUUCCAGGCACCGUGGGGUCUUGAAUGCAGAUGGCAGUUGCAAGAGCCCCCUAUAUGAUCAUCACAUGGAUGACGUCUUGCAUAUGGAGAUUGGAAAAAAUCUGAUGCAGGCUGUUUGUGCAAGCAUCCGAGCCUUGUAUUCGAUCCUUGGUUUCCCUCACCCAGCCAAUGGUAUUCGGGAUUGCGUGUCUUGGAAUAAGUUUGAAGAAACCUUCUCCCAUCAGCGGAAGGUAUUGGGUUGGUUGGUUGAUUCACGUCGAUUGACUUUCUCCCUUCCAGACUACAAGCGAGACAUCCUGAUCGACUUUAUCACAAGUGCCGUAACUCGUCGCCAAUUGCCGAUUUGUGAGAUCGCUGAACUUCUUGGUCACAUCUGCACCGCGACCAAAGCUUGUCGUUGGAUGCGAUGUUCUUACUUCAACUUGGAACAUUAUUUGCGAGUCAUUUUGAAAGCACACUAUUAUGCUAUGAAUAACUCCAAAUCUCCAGGUGCGACCACUGCUCGCCAGUCCCAAAAAGAGCGAUUGGAGACCCAAAUCCCCUCCAAGUUUUGCCAUCGCCUGGAAUCAUUGGUCAGCAAGCAUAUUGCCCAAGCCCUCUGGGGUUCCACAAAGAAAUACAAUCUCGGCACCGAAACACUCCGAGAACUCCAUGUUAUCCGAUCUAGUCUUCAGACUGAACAGUGGGAAAUCUACAUUCCCCAGUACAUUCAACGCGACCCGCAUUUCUUCUCCGAUGGCGACGCUAGCCAAAAUGCAGGAGGAGCCGUGUCACAGUCUCUUGGCUAUUGGUUUCGAGUGAUGUGGAGCCCCGGCAUACGUGGUGGAGCGACGCACAUAAACUGUU